GUAAAAAAAUCACCGCCCGUUGUUCCACUUGAAGACUAUUUAUCUCAAUUCCCACAAUUCAUCGAUGUGUUAUGAUUCCAACGUACCCUGAAGACAUUUUUUUUGUAAUGUUAAUUGCAUGAUAAUUUUAAUGAACAUUUUAAAAAAUAAACAACUCUGCGGAAGUUAUUGCUUUUACCUUGUGAAGAUCGUGGCUGCAAUGUCAAUCAAAACAUGAUUUUCCCUCAUUAAAGAGGAAAAAUGAAAAGUGAUCCGAUAAUUCAGGUAAUGAUUUCGUUGAAUUAACAUUUCGUGCGGAGUAUGUUCGCAAUUUGAAAACGAAUUUCCAACUCGAACCAUAAAGAUACAGUCACAACGUAAGAACUGGGUAUUGCGUAAACUCUUGUACGUGCUCAUGAUGUAUAAUUACAAGUGAACUUACUCGUUACAGAAUUAAGACAGUAAAUGCCAGUGGUAUCUAUGAAUGCACCACAGUAGUUGGAAUUAAUCAUAUUGGAGUCACAAGAACAGAUAUUUCUCUCGAAGGAUUGGAUUUCCUUAAGAUUGAGACCAGGGAUUGACGAGAAUUGGAAAAAAAUAUGUCGUCGGUGACUCUGAAACUGCGUAAACAAUAGCGCAAUUGGCGGACGUUAUGCAAUUGCACUCUUGGAUGGUACUUCCAUCAGGACAGAUGAUUAUCGUGGUAUAAAAGUAGCAAGACCAAAUACUUCCUGCUCAGUCUAUCAGUAGUAUUUCCAGACAAUCUUUUAACUACUUUUUGAAAUGUGGGGCAAUAUUCUCACUGUUAUUUAUGUUUUUCUCGCUGCAUCCAGUGCUGUACCGGCUAAUUACGAUUCAGAUGAGAGUGGAGAGGAUUCACUCGUCUAUGUCGUCAAUAUUUAUGCAGUUAGAAACACAAACACGAAAAAUGUCGCCAAGAUGUUGACCGACGAAACAUUGAUGGAAAUUCCUGCGAAAUUCGAAUCGAUUGGAAGUGUUCUCCUACCCGAUGGUCAGGAGGAGCCAGUGACGAUGAAAGAAGUUCAGAUAUUCUUUGAAACAAUGGGUCUAUCGGUGAAGCAGUUGAACGAAGGGGAUGACCCAAAAGUGAUCGAGAUCAAAGGCGACAUGUCAUACGACGAAAUAUUCCCUGACCUCGAGGAAAUAGCAAUAAGUUUUCUGAACGACGGAUUAAUGUGCACAAUAAAAUUCGUCAACAACUCAAUGAUUUUCAUGAUUGAAUACAAUCCAGGAAUGGAAGACAACCGACACAUCACCCUUGAAGAGAUUGUGGAGGCAUUGGAAAUGGAGGGAAUUGAUGUCGAGUACGAGACCGUCGACGGUUCAAUCAUUAAAGUAAUCAUAACGCAACCCUUCGAUGAUGAUUCGAGCGAAUCCGAGGAGUCGAGCGAAUCCAAGGAGUCAACGACGAGAGCUGGUGUCGAGGGAAAGCCCGAGAGGAAGGAGAAUAAAAUAGAGAGGACCGAGGAGAAACCGAUGCCACGGAAGAACGAGCUGGAUGACCAAUUCAAAACUUUAGGUUUUACCACUAGGUCUGAGGCCCUCAAUAAAAUUAGGAGGCGAAGGUCUGAGUGUCAGGGGUGCAGGGCUAUUGAUACCCUGAAGACUUAUCUUCAGGAGCACUCGCAUCACUAGAAUUUCAGCAUUAAAUAAAAAAUCGGCUUGAUAUCACAUUGUCGCAAAAAAGAUGUCACACUGUCCGAUACAUUACCCGGAAUCAUUAUCCCAAGAAAUUUAUUCUCAAGAGAUUUAAUGUUUACGACAAGGAAUUUAUUUUGUGGUAUUGUAGCGAUAAUUCUUUCAGUGCAUCUCGCAGAUUUUUGUUUUGCAGUAUUUAUGACGAGUUUUUAGUACACAAUUGUACGGAUCUGUGUUAUUUUUAUAUGGAAGUGUCAAUAAAUGAAAUAGAGUGGAUACGUUAUUUGAUAUUAA
Molecule: messenger RNA, 1932 nt
Organism: Fopius arisanus
Lineage: Eukaryota; Metazoa; Arthropoda; Insecta; Hymenoptera; Braconidae
Source: RefSeq, a predicted model, not a curated record